Messenger RNA from Rotaria sp. Silwood2, 336 nucleotides. NCBI's taxonomy places the organism in Eukaryota, Metazoa, Rotifera, Eurotatoria, Philodinida, Philodinidae. The record is from the annotation of a GenBank genome assembly.
AUGGUGAAACCGAUACCUCUGUACUUUGCUAGAAGCAUGGCUGAUUUACGUGCUCAAAUUGGUGUUCGUCAUAACCGUAAUCAACCAUUAACAUUCAAACGAUUUCAAAAAUUAUAUAAGACGGUCAAAAGUGAAGCAGAACAGUGUUUGAACGUGGAAGGUGAUCGAGAAUUAGCAUAUGUAGCUUACUGCAAUGCACUUGAAUAUCUGAACCAGAUGACAAAAUGUGAAGAAUACUCACAACAAUCCGAAACCUUUCAAACAAGAUAUGAACAACGACGUAUUGAUUGUGAGCAACACGAAUGUGCACUACGCUUGGAAUUAGAACAAAGGUAA